UUAAUACAAAAUUGCAUAGGAAUGGUACAUUUAGUGUUCCUUUAGACUUCGGUGAGUGAAACUCGAGUUGCGUAAAGAACUUUGGAAAAAUGCCGCGCCCGAGGAAUACAAUGUUGGACACGUUAGUGGAGAGAACUGAAGGGAAUCAAGUUUUUUGUAGAAAAGGCAAUUGUAAUGGGAAACGACUCAAUGCACACUCAGGCAAUAUCGAAAGGCACUUGAAAAUGGUUCAUCCGGAUAUAUACGCUACGUAUAUUCAACAGAAGAUGGCAAUGCAAAGGAAAAGGGCUUCUACCAGCUCCACCGCCACCACGAGUACCAGAAACAGCAACAGCAACAGCAACAAUAUUGUGAAUGUGACAGUGCCCAAAUGUAAGCCGCGAGUAACCAACAUUGAGUUGGCAAUUGUGGAACUUUUUACGAAGUGCAAACAGCCGCUCAAUAUACUAGAAGAACGCGCCUUCCAAAUAAUAGCGGGACCGGCUUUCCAGUCGCUAGGCAUUGGCGUAAAUAGGCAGAGUGUGUUGGAUUUAAUAACUUCGUGCUCUCAAAAGUUGAAAACAGAAUUAAUUGAUGAUCUGAGUGGUAACUUAUUUUCGUUGAAAAUCGAUAUAGCAACUAAGCACGAUAUAACGCUACUCGGUAUUAAUGUACAGUACAUUAAAGAUAGAAACAUAAAUUUGAAAUCGUUAGCCAUAAUGCGGCGGUAUUUUUAGAUCCUCGCAUACGCGUUUGCUUGGAUACUACGCAAAAAACGCGCGCUAAACAAUACAUAACUACGCUACAUAAUCGUAUGGGUUCCUUGAAAGGUGAAUCGACUAACUCUGAAGCUAAUGAAAGUUUUCUGGUAGAGCUUGCUGUAGAAGAGCAGCCGUCUACGAGCAACAGUGGCACUUCUGCUACGGCCAAGUCCUUCUGCGAGUUUUUACAAUAUUUAGAUACCGAUUCAUCAUCAACACCACACUCCUAUUUAGAAACCGAUAUUGCCAUGUACGAACGACAACCCAGGUUACCACUUAGUUCGAAUAUAAUCGAUUUUUGGUAUUAUCAACAUAAUACUCUGGCGGAUAUAGCACGCAUAAUACUAGCUAUACCAUGCACAGAAGUCAGUAUUGGAUCUUUGUCAUCUGCUGUGGAUUAUAUUUUAUCGGAUAAGCAUAAUAGAUUAAGCGCUUCUAAUAUAGAUCAUAUAUUAAGGGUUAAAGCAAAUGGUACUUUCAACUAUGAAGAGUGAAGUGAAAUACAUUACCGCAAUACCGCAUAAUAAUUAAUUAAAAUACGGCUAAAUAAGUAGUUGAUUAAAAA
Molecule: messenger RNA, 1305 nt
Organism: Rhagoletis pomonella (apple maggot)
Lineage: Eukaryota; Metazoa; Arthropoda; Insecta; Diptera; Tephritidae
Source: RefSeq, a predicted model, not a curated record